GGAAGGGGCGGGCGCUGCCCCUCGGAGAGGGGGAGUGGCACCGGGGCGGGGGCUCCGCGUCCGGACACCGUCCGCCGGUGGCGGCGGGGAAACGAGCGGCGCCUCGGGCUUGCGCCGCGUCGGUGCCGCAGCGCCGUUAGGACGCGGGGCCGCGGGGUCUCUCCGGAGGUGGGCGGCGGUGCCCUGCUCGCUGCCGCGGCGCCAUGGAGCUGGCGGCGGCCCUGCAGCUCGGGGAGCUGGCGGCCGCCUUCGCCUCGCUGCCCGUCUUCCCGCUGUUCGACACGGCUUACUUCAUCGUCUCCGUCCUCUACCUCAAAUACGAGCCAGGAGCUGUGGAGAUGUCUCGCAAGAGCCCUUUUGCCUCCUGGCUUUGUGCUAUGCUCCACUGCUUUGGAAGUUACAUACUUGCUGAUCUGUUACUUGGACAAUCACCUAUUGAUUACUUCAGUAAUAACUCCAGUGUCAUCCUGGCCACAGCAGUCUGGUAUUUGAUAUUCUUCUGUCCCAUGAACCUCUUCUACAAGUGUGUCAGCUUUCUGCCAGUGAAGCUCAUCUUUGUGGCAAUGAAGGAGGUGGUGAGAGUUCGCAAGAUUGCGGCUGGGGUCCACCACGCUCACCAUCACUACCACCAUGGCUGGUUCAUUAUGAUGGCUGUUGGAUGGGUCAAAGGUUCUGGUGUUGCUUUGAUGUCUAACGUUGAGCAACUGCUCCGUGGGGUCUGGAAGCCAGAAACAAAUGAAAUUCUUCGUAUGUCCUUCCCUACAAAGGCUAGUCUGUAUGGCACAGUCCUCUUCACUCUGCAACAGACUCACUGGCUCCCUAUUUCUGAAGCCAACCUCAUCUUCUUUUUCACCAUGUUCAUGAUAGUUUGCAAGGUUUUCAUGACGGCAACUCACUCUCACGCCUCACCUUUUGCUCCGGUGGAAAGCUUCAUCUGCCCAGUUUUCUUUGGCUCCGUUUCCAGUGGACACACCAGUCACCAUCACGAUCAUCACGGGGCCUCCCAUGAGGUUUCCCAUCCGCCGCCUCCUGCCAAGUCAAAAGAAGAGCUAAAUGAAGGCACAAGGAAACGGAAAGCAAAAAAAGCUGAAUAAAAAAGCAACCACCCAGUAAAUAGGCCAGGAAAAUUCUUCCAGAACUGAGUCUCAAAGCCACCUGUGACCUCCUUUAUCCUCCAGUCCUUCUCAGACUCCAGGAGAGGUGGAGGCCAGGACACUGCCAGGCGGGUCCCUGAAUUUCAUUUGUGCUCUCUGUGCUGCUGCUGGUCUCUCUAUUCUGGUCACAUUUUCAGGGAUUUGUAGGUUUGGGCCAGGAUGAUAAGUGGGUGCCAGUUCUCAAGCUGUCAGCAGUUAUGAUGCAGCUCGUUCAGCUGCUGUAAAAUCUUUCACUGGGUUUAUUUAUGAAUGGAGGUGAUGGUUUGUGCUCCUGCAACUCCCAAGUCCCUUUGAGUUUUCAUUGACCUUUUUGAUGUCUACCAAAAGAACAAACUGUUUAGAUGCAAUCAAUGUGGAAAUUGGAUUUCAUACUCAAUGAAAUUAAAUGGUCUCACAUGAGCCUGAUCUAAUUUUCCCUAGCUCCCACAUCUGCCAUAUCUCCAAUUAAUAUGACAUUUCAUAUGCAGUAAGGACACUGACUCUGGUGUCCUGGCCAAACUCUGUUUCUCUCACUCAAUGUCCCUCUGAUAAUGGGUAGAAUAUUGUCACUUUCUUACCUAAGUCUGUGUUUGGAAGAGCUUUGAAGCUGUGAAAUGCUCCGAGUGCUACGUACUGGUACUGUUAGUAUUCUAAACUGUUCUGUAGCAUUGCUGCACGUUGCUAAGCGGGUCCCACCUCAAACCUGAUCAUACUGAACUAAGGAAGAAGCAUGGUUCUGGUUUGUGUGUAACCCUGUGGGAUACAAGAAGGGUGUGUGAGUGUAAAUAAGUAUUUAUUACUAUUUAUUUAUAAUUGCCAGGGCACCUAAUUCAUGGACCUGAAUGUGGCUUUUUUUAAAAUGUUGCAUCUUUCUAUGGAGAAUUGAGUAUUUCUAAGCCCACAGCUAUGUACUGGUUUGUGCUUGAAGUAGUGAUUUUGAUGUGCUCUUCACCCUUUAUAUCUUCUUAAGUUAAGAUAUAAAGGCUGAAGAAGUGGAUUCCACACCAGCUGACUGAAACUACUUUAAAGGACUGAUAGCUGGAGAUACAGAUUAUCCCUUGUAGGUCCCUUUUGGCCAAACUACUGGUCUGUGAAAACAGCUUGUGCCCAAUGAGGGAAGAACAUGAAAUGCCUUGCAUGGCUCAGGGAGGAGCCUGUCAGUUCUGCUGAAUGAGUACUGGCUUUUAGACUAGUUUUAAGCUGUUCUUAUCACUCAUUUUGUUCUUAGAAGUGUCAUCAUCCAAGGGUUGGGAUCACUGCAGUGAGAAUGGCACGUGUGGGGACAGGGCAGUGGGCUUUGUUAGGCAGCGUGUUGCCAACCCUAGCAAUAAGCUUUGCUGCUGUCAUUUUGCAACUGGGAGUAGAACUAGGAUUGAAGGGAUUGAAGAAAAGCAGGUUUUGGGUUUUUUGUGUCCCUGUUCAAAAUGGAAAUUGAUGGUUAAUUAAAAAAUUGAAUACAAAUAAAUACUGUAUCCAACCAGCUGAAAGGCAGGACAAAGGUGAAAUGAUUUGUGGGGCUGGGUUUUGACAGUGCCUUAAUUUUGUGAGUUUCCCUCCCCCUGUAGAAAACAGGAAUUCCACCUGACAACUCAAACUGUCUGGUUCUGCAGAUACUGGUCUAUUGAAACCUGAUGUAUCACUGGCAUGCAGAAGACUAUAAAUGUUUUAUGAGAUGUCUGAUUAAGAGGAAUUUUGUUUUAUAAAAGCUGCCAACUAAUAAAAAUUGUGAAGUGACUGAUCGUCCACUGGCGCUUGAGGAAACGUGUUUCUUUUACUCUCACCAGUUUCAGAAGCUACACGCUCCUUGAUCUCUUGAAAGUCUCCUUGACCUGAUGACAAAAGGAUUCUAACUGAAGAGAAACUCAAACACACCCGAGCAUGUUAUAAAUGGAAAGAACAUGGCAAAAGGCCCACUGCUUUCGUUGUAUUUGUAGCGAUGUCAUCCAAAGGGACUGUCUGAGACUUCAGGGAAGGAAAUAAGGAAAGUAACUUCCUUUGGUGUUUAUAGCGGUCUAUUUAGUCACUGUAAGAGGAAGGAGGACAUUCACCCGUGACAGGUAAAUACACAAGAACAGAUAGGAGAAGUAUUCCAAGGACGUUAACAUUAAAGCUCUGUAAAGCUUCAAAGUACCUUAUCUGCAAUGGGAUUAGUCUUGAGAAGACAAGUGCCAUCAAGAAGUCACAGGUUUUGUUUAGUGGAGCCUUUCCUAGUGAGAGAUAUGGAACCUUUCUUGAAGUUCCACGGCUCAGCGUUUGUAGUCUUUGGUACAAUCCCAGACAGGCAUCCUACAUCCCAAAAGCAACGAUGGAUCUUGCAAAAAGGAGCGUAUUUUAACCAUUGCUGUGUGGACACCGGGUUCUGCAGGGCUACUUUACCUGUACAUACACUUCUUCCUUAAGACUCUGCUCCAACCAGAAUGAAAUGGUAGCUGGACAUUUCCUAAAGGGAUGGAGUAACUCACUUCCAUGGCACAGAGAUGAGAGUGAGGAGGCAAACAUGACACAGUCUAUCUACCUGGCUCACUAAACAAGGAUCUGUAAAGGGCUAUUUAUUUUCUGAAGGGUUUCACUUGUCUCCUCCCAGAUCUAACUCUUUUCAAAUGUUUAAUACUCCUUAAUUUAUCAGAACAGUUGAGAACAGAAGUUGCAUUGGAGUGUGGGAUUUAUAGUCUUUGUAUGACCCAACCAACGGAAAAGUUCAGUGGAAGCCUUAUACAUAUUUAAAAUAAAUCCAGA
Molecule: messenger RNA, 3869 nt
Organism: Strigops habroptila (Kakapo)
Lineage: Eukaryota; Metazoa; Chordata; Aves; Psittaciformes; Psittacidae
Gene: TMEM38A
Product: transmembrane protein 38A
Exons: 6
Coding region: 204-1094 (296 amino acids)
Biological process (GO): potassium ion transmembrane transport
Cellular component (GO): membrane
Molecular function (GO): potassium channel activity; identical protein binding
Source: RefSeq, a predicted model, not a curated record